Messenger RNA from Rotaria sp. Silwood1, 675 nucleotides. NCBI's taxonomy places the organism in Eukaryota, Metazoa, Rotifera, Eurotatoria, Philodinida, Philodinidae. The record is from the annotation of a GenBank genome assembly.
AUGGAAUCACCAGUUAUUCGAGAAUUAAAAAUUUUGCUUUUUGAAAAUAUGAACAAGAGAUUUCCGGUGCUUCCAUUAAAUAUUUGUGGUUUUUUACUUGAUCCAUCACAACUCAAAAUUGAUAUUACUCGCUAUCUAACUUCAAAUCAAACAACAAAAGAAUUAAUAUUAUUAGAAAUGAUUAAAAAAUUUAAAAUUCAUCUCGUUCCACAAGCAUUUACAACAACAGAAAAUAUUUCGACGCGUACAUCAUCUUCACAUUCAACAGCAUCUACAACAACAUCAUCUUAUAUUAUGAAACGUAGUUUAUCAGUCGAAAAUUUGAGCGAACCAGUUCAAAAUUUGAAAAGACUACGUGAAAAUUUAAUUCAAAAACACACACCAAAUUCAAUACUCGUUGUUGAUCCUAUUGCAAAUGAAAUAGAGAAAUAUUUAAAACUUGAUAUUAAUUGUGAUGAUGUACUUCAAUUUUGGCGAUUAUCAGCAGACAAUUUUCCUCAUUUAAAAGUUCUUGCUCAAAUUGUUCUUGCAAUUCCAGUUACAUCUACACCAAGCGAACAAAUUUUUUCAACAACGGGUUUAAUUCUCAAUGCUAAAAGAACAAUGUUAUCUCCAGAGAAUGUUGGUAAAAUACAAAUGAUCCAUGAUAAUUAUAAUAUAUUUAAACCGACUUAG